AUGGGAAGACUUGAAUCCUUGACGGCAUUGGCUUUGGGCCGCGGGCAUUACGAAGAAGGGGUCAUUGUGAACCCGGAAGCAGAAGCCUCCAGCAGCCCAAACCCGCAGCAGUACAAUGAUCGUGGAUACCCCAGAAAUCCAGAGACCAAACGACAAGAACGAGAGCACGUGCGAGCAGCAAACGAAGUGAUGCAAGUCACAGGCGUCGUCGAGGACUCCUUGGCUGCCAAGGUUAAGGCAAGCCAAUUCAUACAAGACAAAAAUCUAGAGACCUUGACCGGAUUGAGAAUGAUGGAAGCUGGCCGUGCUGUCUUGGUGGGAGGGGUAUGGGGCGUGUUAGGACUUCGAAGACGAAUCUUGCUCUACAGGCCGUAUUCUACGGUUAGCGUUUUGGGAAUCGUCCGGCAUGAAGCAUCGUCUUAUUCAGUUCCCCACCUCUUCUUCUCAGGCUUGCCCACCGUUUUUGCAUAUCACGUCUGCGAUUGGGUGGCAUUCGUUACUGAGACUAUUCUUGAGGGUCAAUUUCAGGAAGACGAGAAUGCCUUGUCUGAGCAGCAGCUUCGGAACAGCCAGCUCAUCCAAACUGGGCUCGAUAUCGGUUUCUGCUAUAUCGCCCUACAUUUCAGGAUGUUUGCAAUCCUCCAGCAACUGAACCUCAUUUCAUCUUCCAAACUUUUUCCAAGCUUCCGAUCGUUCAUCCCGUUUUCGCAUGCGUCUCCUCUCCAAUUUCCGCCUAGCCCAUCACUCAGCCUCUCGUCUCUCGCAUUCUGGGGUGCAUCUCUCCUUCGGACUGCGGCACCGAUGCUCAUCAUCUUGGCCCAUGGCAAAUUCAAGUACAUGGUGGCUCGAAUAAUGUACCGUCCCAUCUACAGAAUACUUCCCCGGCCCAUGGGAGACAGCAUGUUCUCGGGUCUUAAUAUUGCGGCCCCGUCAAUGGAAUAUGAUACCCCAGAUCGGCCCAGAGAUGACAGGAGCAGAUACCGCUCUGAGGAUGAGCCAACACUGCGGGCUCUUGAAGGUCUACCGGCACUUGAUCGAACAGAGACACGCGCACGUGUAAAUGAACGAGAUCAGGAGUCGAGUGAGGAAGAAGAAGAGGAAUUGACGCAAGCAACACUCAUCAGCUUUGAUGUUGAGGCCACAGAUGUUGCCGAGUCUUCACUGGGCACGUGGUCAGCAGAAUUGCGGAGCGCCAAUGAACCAAAGCCCUCACAGGGCCUCAAAUACCGCGUAACAGGACUGACGGUGCUCCCUCCAAUCAUGGCCACUGAGGGUCUUCGAGAAAUAGCAGCGGGAAUCAUUGUCAUGCCACUCGAGGCGUUUAUGGUACGAGUUAUUGGCAGAGCAUACCGAGCGAGCGCGGGCUUAGAGAUGGAAGAUAUGUUCAUCUGGGGAGUUCCGUCCGUGUGGAACCUAAUUACUGCGUUGACUGUUCAAUUGGCCGUUACGGGGAUUAUAUGGGCCGGGUUUACAGCUGGGACCCAGCGGUUGGCUGCUUUGUGGGGGGCAAGAGGGACCGAAAGCCCAACAAAGGAAACUUCUCUAACCUGA
Hyaloscypha bicolor E is the source of this 1551-nucleotide messenger RNA. RefSeq lists its product as uncharacterized. NCBI's taxonomy places the organism in Eukaryota, Fungi, Ascomycota, Leotiomycetes, Helotiales, Hyaloscyphaceae. The record is from RefSeq and is a predicted model, not a curated record. The coding region runs from base 1 to 1551 and encodes 516 amino acids. The transcript is spliced from 4 exons.